CAAUCAUCUAAUAAACACUUCCAUCUUCGUUCUCUGAAUUUUCUCACAGUUGUUUCAGUUUUUCUCUCAACCCAAACACUUCAUGUUUAAAACCAUGAAGCUUUCUGGUCGUAAUUUCCAUGGAAUCAUUGUGAUUGUUUUUGUUAUGUUAAGUACAAGUUCGACAUCUGCAAUGACGAAGUUUAAUGUUUUGAACUUCGGGGCUAACCCGAUUGGUCGAACCGAUUCAACCGACGGUUUCCUCAAGUCAUGGAAUGCAGCCUGUAGCACGGCAGACUCGACCUUCAUAUAUGUGCCGAAAGGGCGGUAUUUGGUGGGUUCCUUGGCUUUUAAGGGCCAAUGCAAAAGCCCUCAGAUCAUCAUAAGAAUCGAUGGCACCAUUGUGGCUCCUUCGGAUUAUGGAGUGCUGGGAAAAUGGGAAAAUUGGGUUAGCUUUGAAAGAGUGAACGGAGUUUCUAUAAUUGGUCAAGGUGCAUUUGAUGCUAAAGGACCCUCUCUUUGGGCUUGCAAGGCUUCCCGCUCUAACUCAUGUCCUCUUGGAACCACAACGUUGCGAUUUACCAACUCAAACAACAUCACUAUCAAUGAAUUAACAUCUUUAAAUAGUCAAAUGUUUCACAUUGCGAUUAAUGGAUGCCAAAAUGUGCAAAUCCAAGGAGUUAAGAUUAUUGCGGCCGGUGAUAGCCCCAAUACUGAUGGCAUCCAUGUCCAAUUGUCAACAAAUGUGAAAAUAUUUAAUAGCUCUAUUAAAACCGGAGACGACUGCAUCUCGAUUGGUCCCGGCACAAAAAAUUUAUGGAUCGAGCAAGUCACUUGUGGUCCCGGUCACGGCAUUAGCAUUGGAAGUUUAGCAAAGGAUUUGGAAGAGGACGGGGUCCAAAAUGUUACAGUGAAGAAGACAAUCUUUUCCGACAGCCAAAACGGAUUGAGAAUCAAAUCAUGGGCUAGGCCAAGUAGUGGAUUUGUUCAAGGGGUUCGAUUUGUAGAUUCCGUGAUGAGAAAUGUUCAAAACCCUAUUGUGAUUGAUCAAAAUUAUUGCCCUCACAACGAAAAUUGUCCGGGUCAAGUUUCAGGAAUAAAGAUUAAGGAUAUCAAGUAUGAGAAUAUAAGAGGAACAUCAUCGACACCUAUAGCUAUAAAAUUUGAUUGUAGUCCUAAGAAUCCAUGUACCGAAAUAAGUUUGCGAAAUGUAAAUUUGACAUAUUUGGAUAAAGAUGCUCAAUCAUUUUGUUGUAACGUAAUGGGGAAAGUAUUUGAUUUAGUUCGACCAAAUAGUUGUUUGUAAAUCAUAGAUUAUGGAUUUACUCUUUUGUUUAUUAGGUACAUAUAUUUAUUGUAUAUUGAAAUUCUUUAGCCUUUGAAAUUCAGGUUGGAUUCAGGCUAA
Messenger RNA from Gossypium arboreum, 1384 nucleotides. RefSeq names its product polygalacturonase-like. Gene Ontology annotation, molecular function: polygalacturonase activity. The transcript is spliced from 4 exons. The record is from RefSeq and is a predicted model, not a curated record. Lineage: Eukaryota; Viridiplantae; Streptophyta; Magnoliopsida; Malvales; Malvaceae. The coding region runs from base 83 to 1285 and encodes 400 amino acids. Gene Ontology annotation, biological process: carbohydrate metabolic process.